Molecule: messenger RNA, 372 nt
Organism: Mycena indigotica
Lineage: Eukaryota; Fungi; Basidiomycota; Agaricomycetes; Agaricales; Mycenaceae
Exons: 4
Coding region: 16-372 (118 amino acids)
Source: RefSeq, a predicted model, not a curated record
UCCUGUCCGCCUGCCAUGACGGUCAACCGCAAGACGGGAAGGGGCAAACAAGCGAAAAAAUUCUUGGACCAAACAUCGGCCCUUGGGCUUGCAGAGCUGAUUGGCGAAAAGCAAGAACAAAAAUCCCAGAAGAAGGCCGAGAAACAUGCACAGGUUGCGAGCGCGCAGCCCCAAUCUCGUACCGCUCCCCGAAUGUCCGAAUCAAGGGCGAAAAUGAAGCGGACCAAAGCGAUAAUUGCGUCACAACUCUUGGAAACCAAGAAGGCCAGAAAGAAACGAAGGAAACAGCAGCACCAAUCCUCCGAACCUGACGAUGGUGGCCCGACAACCUCACUGCCCCCAACAAGAAGAAGAGUCGCAUUCGUGGAAUAA